This is a messenger RNA of Haliotis rufescens (red abalone), 7674 nucleotides long. RefSeq lists its product as uncharacterized. The transcript is spliced from 2 exons. Lineage: Eukaryota; Metazoa; Mollusca; Gastropoda; Lepetellida; Haliotidae. The record is from RefSeq and is a predicted model, not a curated record. Bases 147 to 1415 code for a protein of 422 amino acids.
UUUUACUUCCGGUUCGGCCAUGGCGCCAAGUUGUGAAUGGUGAUCGAUCGGCGAUAUAUUUCGACCACUUUAAUUGUGCAACCUUUUAACAUAUAUAUGCACAUCUAACGUCGUGACAUAUAGACAAGCAGCACGGGUGUAGAACAAUGCUGUAUGUCCCUGACAGUGUGGAUAGCAUAGCAGACCCCGGGACCGAUUCCACAUCUUCCAUCACACCAACACAACAUGUCUACUACACAGACAACACGCCCAAACGCCAGAGUUUGGAGAGCGAGACGUCCUUCGACAGUGGUUACUUCUCUCCUCCGGCCACCGGACCCUCUAGUUUCCCCCACUUGAUGCAACAGCAGCAGCAGCAGCAGCCACCACCACCAUUAUACACAUCCAGCCUUGUGCAGCAGAGUCCAUCCAAGAUCGCUAUGAUGGCGUCGGUGAUCGAUGACCUCACUUCCCCCAGACCCACAAAUCAUGACCUGCCCCUGCUGGAUGACUGGGACAAAAACUUCAUUGAAAAUUUUGAAGAAAACCUUUUUAGUUUAGAUAACGAAGUUGACAUUGGUUUGCUUGAAGGUCUUUUCAAGAGUCCUUUAAAGAGUCCGCUGAGGAUUCUGAGUCCGGGCAAAAGAGGUCUGACCUCCAGCACCAGUCCCUACAAGAUGGCAGUCUCCAGGAGUCCUUACAAGAGCCAUUUUAUUCCAAGUCCUCGUAAGAUGAGUGAUGUGCCCCGGAAGAGGGUUGUGUCGGUGGAGAGUAACGGACAUGGGUAUGACCCUACGAGGAGACAGUUUGAUGGGGUCUCAUUUGUCCAGUCGGGACUUCAUGGAGGUCAGCAUCAGGUCAUGUCAAAGGUCAUGCCAGCGGAAACCAUGACAACGAAUGUUCUGGGGGCAGGAGUUUUGUCAGCUUCCGAGAACAAACCAAGCAACACGUAUGUUGGCAUCCCGUUGACAAAUAUUGGUGGCCCCACUGCACAAAAGCGUAUCAGAUUGGACUCUAAGUCUUGUACAAAUCCAAAGCAGAUCCGAAAAACCAAAGAAAACAGUGCUCCUUGCAUGUCCCGCCAGAAACUGCAACUAGCCCGUGCCAAUUUUAGACUUUCGCUGGAGAAGGCUAUGGAGACAGCGGCAUCCAGGGGGCUGCAUCGCAAGUCUGACCAGUACCCUCAGCUGUCUAAAGCUCUGUCCAUGCCCAGCAGUGAUACAGCUCCUAGUCCCCCUCUGGGGGUGUCCAGUGAUGGGGUGGGGACCUCCAGCCCCACCCCCGGGGUCCCCAGCACUGCCCAAGGCAACCCCUACCUGGAGGAAGAUGCAGAAAUCCCGAGUUCUUGGCUUGGAGGGAGUUGCACCGAGGUGGGGGCAUACGAAGUCGAGCCCCAGUCAGAGUGUAAAGUUGUAAUUCGCAAGAGGAGGAGAUGAUCAGCUUUACUUCGCUUGUGAAUAUUUUUGCUUUUGUUAUGCAAUGUCUGACACAUGAAAAAUAUUAUAUUUUUUACUUCUCUGCAGCAUUUCUCACUGUAUCUACCCUAAUUAUUGUUUGCAUUUCCAGGCUAUUUCCUUUCUUCAAAUACACCAAAAAAAAUUACUAUAACAAGUUUUAUUGUGUGAGUGUAUGUUUAUUGCAUCCAAACUGAAACAUACAUAAGGGUAUGUUAUAAUCUGAUUGAAUAGCAAACGCACUGUUUUAUUUAGGUCUAAUUGUGGUUGUGUGUAUUAUACAUAGAUCUUGUUUUCAUUACAGUCAUACCAGUAACCAUGGUAGUCCUGAUCAAAUAAUUACAUCUUGAAAGCUUAUUGCAGGUUCCUGUUAAACACAGAGAAGCGUGUACUGAAGGGUCACAAGCCGUUUCUAGAGGUUAUUGCCUUAAAAGAACAAUUUUUAUGUUAAUAUAACAUAGUCCUUGAUUAUGAAUAAUAUUGUUUAAUGAACGUAGACCAGAUCAAAUUUUUCUUCUUCUUUUUAAGAUGAUCCUACACAAUUUCCUACAAAAUUUUCCAUUUUGAUUUCUCAGUUUGGGCCUAUUGGCCAAAAAAACCUGCAAGUCAAAAAUAACAAAUUGGUCCGGACUAAGACUGUGAAGCUGAAUGCUGGACAUCUGAUUGGUUCACAUCACCAGUGCAUGAUAUGUAUCAACAACAUAGCUGUAUCAAUUCACUAUAUUAUGGUUAUUUUACAGACAUAAAUAAUAAUUGUAGUAAUGAUAAUAAUUAUCCUGAUAUGACUCAAGAUAUGCAUGAAGUAUAUAGGUCCUUGUGAUAUACAUAGCGGUUAAGUGAUGGAGAUCGUAUCAUGACAAAAGUUGUCCCCCUUUGACCAUUGGGCAGGUUCCAGUGAGAAGCUGAUUGACAGUUUUGUUUAUAAUCUGUAAAGGGUUCACCUUACAAAUGUAUGUUUUAAUAGUAUUGUCAAAUGCUACAUAUCAAAAUAAUAGUGUGUGACUAUUUCUAGCAAGAACUUUCUACCCAACUCUCUAUCAGCUCCACCCCACCACUUCGUAGGUCUACCCAACCCCCACACAGAUCCACCCCACCACUUCAUAGGUCUACCCAACCUCUUCUCAACUCCACCCCACCACUUUGUAGGUCUACCCAGCCCCUCUCAACUCCACCCCACCACUUCGUAGAUCUACCCAACCCCCUCUCAGCUCCACCCCACCACGUGGUAGAUCUACCCAACCCCCUCUCAACUCCACCCCACCACUUUGUAGGUCUACCCAACCCCCUCUCAGCUCCACCCCACCUCAUGGUAGAUCUACCCAACCCCCUCUCAACUCCACCCCACCACUUUGUAGGUCUACCCAACCCCCUCUCAACUCCACCCCACCACUUUGUAGGUCUACCCAGCCCCUCUCAGCUCCACCCCACCACUUCGUAGGUCUACCCAACCCCCUCUCAGAUCCACCCCACCAAACCCUAGGUCUACCCAACCCCCUCUCAGCUCCACCCCACCACUUAGUAGAUCUACGCAACCCCCUCUCAGCUCCACCCCACCAAGCGGUAGGUCUACCCAACCCCCUCUCAGCUCCACCCCACCAAGCGGUAGGUCUAUCUAACCCCCUCUCAGCUCCACCCCACCCCUUUCACAGGUCUACCCAACCCCCUCUGACUUCCACCACCCUACCCCCUCACCUCAAAACCUCCACCCCAACCUCCUCAAAGCUCUUCAACCACCCAAAGUUUAACCAAAAAAUAGGACAUCAGCCUGUAUAACUGUUCUGGUUAGAUACACAAAUUAGCAUAAGCGCAGUCAAUCUAGACUUGUCAUCGUUGAUUGUUGAGGAACAGGUUUUUAUGGGGACUGGUGAUGACCAGGCCUGCUAUGUGUACUUUGUUGUAAGAAGUGAUGUUUGACGAAGAUUGUCUUUCAGUCAUGUUUGCUGGAUGUUGUCUGUGAUACGUGUGUUUUUAACGGGUAUUUAUUGACUUGUGUUGUGAUGACAUCUGUUUAGUAUUGAUACAUGAUACAUCAAUGUAUCGUGUGGGGAUAACAUCCAUAUUGUAUCGAUACAGGGAUACCAUGCAUAGGGUUGACAUCUGUUUGGUAUUGAUACAUGAUACAGCCAUGUAUCGUGUGGUGAUAACAUGCAUAUUGUGUCGAUACAGGGAUACCAUGCAUAGGGUUGACAUCUGUUUAGUCCUGAUACAUGAUACAGCCAUGUAUCGUGUUGUGAUAACAUCCAUAUUGUAUCUAUACAGGGAUACCAUGCAUAGGGUUGACAUCUGUUUAGUCCUGAUACAUGAUACAGCAAUGUAUUGUGUGGGGAUAGCAUCCAUAUUGUAUCGAUACAGGGAUACCAUGCAUAGGGUUGACAUCUGUUUGGUAUCGAUACAUGAUACAAAAAUGUAUCAACCAUGAGGAUAACAUUCAUUUUGUGUCGAUAUAGGCAUGUACAAUUCUUUGGAAUAACCACUAAUAUGUGUAUCCGUAGGUUACCUACAGUCUUAAUUAUACAGUAACCAUGGUAAUUUUGUAGUGGGAAUUUAAUCCUGACUGACAUGAUGGCUUGUGUUUUAUCUAGGUUUGCUGGGACUGUUGUGUGUGGUCGCCACAUUUAAUCAGUCAUUUAACUAUGGAAAUUGAGGUUUCCCUUUUCCGCCUUGCUUCAGGUAAACAAGCUGAGUAUUUUUUAGUUCCAGCACCAUAAAUAAACAUUACCGUAUAUCGCUGUGUAUAAGGCGAGUUUUUCGUACCUAAAAUGAGGGCGCUAAGAAGACUCUUAUACACGGAGUCGAAGAUCUCACAUUUUUUUCCACUGGCGAUGUCAACUGGCGUCCGAUAGCCAGCCAAGCAUUUGACAAUAAAACUUCGCAUUUCGAUUUUUAGGGCGUGUACAGGGGGGUCGUCUUAUACGUGGGGUCGCCUUAUACACAGCGAUAUACGGUAGCUUCAUUGGGUUUUUUGGUUUUUUAUUAGUUGGUUUACAAAACGAUUGGCCUCAAAUUCAAUGGAAUAGUAGGUGGCCGACAUUUCACCUUCCAGAUUAGUACUGCUAGCAAUAAAUGAAAAACCAAACAUGUUUCAACAUGGCAAGCUACUGAAAGAUAAUUGUUAAGGUUUUUGGGGGGUUUUUUUUAUCUUUUUUGUUAGAAUAAAGAUUGUUGUAUUAUUCACCAUUUCUAACAAACAGCAAUCUUGUAGCUUUUUAAUUUUAUUAGUUGUAAAACAGCGUUGGACAAAACAAUAAUUGUCAAAAGUCAUUUUAUUUUAAUUUUUCUAAUUUCAAUGUCUUUUGGUCAGUCGGUCGGUCUCGUAAACCAACUUAAUAAAAUAUAAGGCUUAGCCAUAACGUCUAAACCUGUUAUAUGUAUGAUGGCUGUCCAGGAAGGUCCAUUUCAGAAAAGAAAUAGUAUGUUGGCAAUGAAGUUCUUCCUGGCACAAAUUUGAAAGAAUUACUCUGAAAAAGUAAUGAUAUUUAUGUUUGGACUUUCCGAUCUUUUUCUUGUUGUUCAGCCCUGAACUGUAUUCAACACAAUGCCCAUGCACUAGUAGACCUUAGGGUUUUUUAACAAUCUCAUUAAAAUCAGAUCUUAGUUCUCGCUGCCGCUAAACAAAGAUCUGAGGACAUCCCAUUACAGGUCACGUCAGACCGACCUUGCGCAACUUUGACUGACCAAUGGAAUAACCAAUCAGAAGGCAGCUUUCUCGUACUUUACGGCACUUAUUUCAAAUUGGCGUCUACGCUUCGCAACAUAUUUUGACAAAUUCCCGAUUACAAAUUUGAAACCUAAACAAAAGAACAUUCUAGAAUGGCUAAUAGAUGGUCUAGAUUUUAUGGAUUCAGUCUUUAAACCCGGAACUAACAUUCGGAAUACCCUGUGACGUGACCCCUAAUGGGAUGUCUUCAGAUCUUUGUUUAGUGGACGCGAGAACUAAGGUUUGAUUUUAAUGAGAUUUGGUUUUUAAUCACUAUUUUUGAACCUAGGUAGGUAGGUUUAUAGUUUCAAUGAGAAUAUUUUGAAGCUGAAAAAUGCCUGGAAGCUUUUUUCAAUAUGUCCUACACAGAACUAACCUGUAUAAAACUGGCAAGUGAUAAUGUCCGUUUCUGUUCACUUCUGCAUGCUGGGCAUGACUUCAAGAUGUGUGUAUAUUUGUUGUCGUUUUGAUACUGACAUUUAUGGCAGGCUUUUGGAGGUGUAGACUGUACAGCAUUUUCAUUUCAUUUUGCCGAUUCUGAAGUAGCAACACUUAAUUAAGCCCAAGACGAUCAGUGGACGACACUCAACUAUUUAUUUUUUAUUUUUUUUAUUUAUUUAUUUAGCCACGAGCCCAGAAAUUCAAGCCUGGUUCGGCAAGGGUGGAAACUGGACUAUAACAGUCAGUUAACUCCCUUGCCUCAGGAAGAUGUCGUCCAAAGUGAGAUGUGAACAAGCCUGAUAAUAAAUUUGUAGGCAUUUAGAAGAUGGUUAAACAUGAAGACAUCAAACUCUUUAUCAUAUAAUGGUUACUGUGAUCGAUGUGAUAAACCAGUCAGAUAACAUUGGUAUCACAAUCUGAUAAAUAUGUAAAUGAGGUCACUGAGCAGGAACUACUUUAUAAUGAUGUCAGUACAUUGAUCCGAUGUCUGCUUUCUCAAAACCCUUUCUAUACGGUUCACCAAAUUGUUUAGAAGUUCCCGGAUGUGUGAGCACUUAAGUAAAUUAACAUGGCUGCAAAUUAUUUGGCACUAUGUUAUGAAUAGGGCAGUUCACUCGUCUUUGUAUUCCUACACAAUUUCUGUAGUUACAUUUGUGAAUGUAAAUGUCUUAAACUUUGAUUAUUUCAGGAUUGACUUUAUGUGGGAAAGGGAUAAUUACCCUUGUGUACUUCCAUAUCAUAAAUAAAUAUUAAGAAUAAAAAGUAUGUAUUAUGCUCGCCAAGGGUUCACAUAAUACAAUUUUUGUUCCUGAUAUAUGAUAUUUACUAUAUGCAAAACACAUUUGGCAAAUAAUCUCUGUGUGGAUAACAACUCCUUUAUUGUUUAUAUCAACAUUUUCGGGCCAUUUCCUGCCACUUCACCUGUUGAAGGGGCAACAUAGCCCUGAAAUGUAUUGACAAACAAAAAACGUAUCCAUGAAAAGUUUCAGGUCUUCAUGUUGGAUCUUACUCCUUCAGAGUAUUGUAAGAAGUUAGAACUUGGGGGGCCCAGUCGUCUAAUUCACUGUGCAGAGUUAUGCCCCUUAGGCAUGCCAGAAACCUAUGAUCAUGGUUUAAAUCUCAGAUUCUCCCUGGUAAAGUUUCCAGGUUUGUCAGCACCAAACCAAUACGCGUGGGCUUCACUGAAUUCGUAAACAUUCAACUCACAUCACUUCAAACUUAACACCCAUAUUAUGUUGACGCGUGAUUAAACUGGAAAAGACGUCAUGAUAUAACUGAAAUACUGUUCAAAGCCUGUUACCGGUAUAUCAAACUGACAGGAAGCGAGGACUUGAAGAAUUGGCUGAUGUUAAUGACUGACAUAUGGUAGUACCUGGCAGGAGGUUGGCCUUGCUUGUUGGGAUUGUGUUGGCCUCGACUAGUCUUUUGUUCUUAGGUAGACGGGCCACGGAGAGGGCCGAGUUUUAUACUGGAUCCAAGGAGAUGUGUGUAUAUAUUAGCAGUCCAUUUGUAGAUAUGUAUGUGUACAGCUUAUUAGGGGAUUAUUUAUUGAUCUGUUUGUAAAUUUAUGAUCACAUAGAUUACUCAAAGUGCUUUUAAUUUUUUGAAAUUUAGAAAUAUUUGUGCUUGUGUUUUUGAAAAAAAAACUUUUUUUACAGAUUGUGUGCUGUGUACAUGUAACAUAGAUGUUGUCAUGUGCUUGUUGGUGUGCAGGAAAGUAUAACGAGUUAACUGUUUUGAGAAGGGUAUAAUUGCCUUAUACAAAAACGAUAUUCAUACACCUCGCACCAGAGGUUGUAUUUUGACCUAGAAAGAUAUAGCCACUGCAAAUAUGCAUUCUCAAAAUAUAUUUUCGGUGGCUACUACUGUCGUUCAAGCAACACUUUUGAUGAAAUUUACAAAGAUAUUUUGAUAUGAAUUAUUAUAUUAUUUCGUGUGCUUCAGUUUGAUGCAUGGCGAGGUAUUUCUACUGUCUGCAUGUUGACCAUGAUUACUACUAGUUUGUAUUGCCAACUUUCUCCAUGUUCAAACAGUGCUGUAUCUAUAGCAGUCCUUAUUUGCUGCUAUGCCACCACUAGCCAGCAAAAUAAAAACUGAAAAAUA